CGGUGCCGGCGCCGCGUGCACCACGGCCACUUUGGCACGCUUGGCGUCAGCGUCAUCCGCCCUUGCACUGCCGCUCAUAUCCGUCCGUUCGUGUGUGCGUGUGUGCGAACGAAAAUCAACAACACUGGAACAGCGCCCCAAGAUGGAUGAGCGCGCGGAGAAGGUGGAUGGGCUGACGGAGUAUGAGCAGCAGCGCCAGCCGCAGAAGGUCAUCAGCGAUGGUCGCAGCGUCUCAGUCCCGAUCCACAUCUUCAAUGAGGAGGUCCGCUGCCCCAUCUGCCUCGGCCUCAUCGAGAACACAUACACGGCCAUGUCGUGCCUUCAUCGUUUCUGUGCUGAGUGCAUCCAGAAGUGCCUUCGUCUCGGGAAGAAAGAGUGCCCGACGUGUCGCGCGCCACUCGCGUCUCGCCGUCGGUUACGCCGCGAUGACAUGUUUGACCAGAUCAUAUCCACCGUGUACCCUUCACGCGAUAUCUACGAUGAGCAGCAGAGUGCGUUGGUGGACAAGACGCUUGAGUCGAGCAAUCGCCAGUUCCUCGUUCGCGCCAUGGUCGAAGGCAUGAUGCACCAGGCCAAAGCGCGCCAACGAGCAAAAGGCGCAGGGCAAAUAAAGACGCUCGGACGGAACUUGCAUCAGGACGUGAAUGUUGCGGUGAUGGCGCAUCCCCGCAUCAUCGAGGCCUCGCUCCAGCUGCAGCUCGUCUCAAAAGACGUGCCGCUCAACCACAGUUAUCUGAACACGACACCCGAGAUUACGGGCGCAGUACUGAAGAAGUUUCUCGCAAAGGACUGCGCACACCACCCAUCAACACCGCUGGAGCUGACGCCUGAGGAUCUUCAUCUCGCCUUCGAAUCAAAGCCGAUCGACGAUGCCACCUGUCUCGCCACUCUCACCACUUGGUCCCCUGCGACGAGUGUUGAGAUUGAGGUGUCAAGGAGAGUGUAAUAUCUCAUGUCAGGCAAAUGCACUCGACGCUAUUCAUUGUGGCGUUUGUUUAUCAUUGGCUGUUGGCUGGCAUGAUACGAACACGUUGAUGGUGACACUUGCAAUAACCGAUCCACCCAUUAGCAGUAAAAGGUCGUUUGUACACGUGGAU
Messenger RNA from Salpingoeca rosetta, 1097 nucleotides. RefSeq lists its product as uncharacterized. Gene Ontology annotation, molecular function: chromatin binding; ubiquitin protein ligase activity. The transcript has 12 exons. NCBI's taxonomy places the organism in Eukaryota, Choanoflagellata, Craspedida, Salpingoecidae. The record is from RefSeq and is a predicted model, not a curated record. Bases 143 to 946 code for a protein of 267 amino acids. Gene Ontology annotation, cellular component: ubiquitin ligase complex; PcG protein complex.